This is a messenger RNA of Pygocentrus nattereri (red-bellied piranha), 3140 nucleotides long. It is a transcript of the gene dnttip1, whose product is annotated as deoxynucleotidyltransferase terminal-interacting protein 1. NCBI's taxonomy places the organism in Eukaryota, Metazoa, Chordata, Actinopteri, Characiformes, Serrasalmidae. Gene Ontology annotation, cellular component: nucleus. The coding region runs from base 308 to 1270 and encodes 320 amino acids. Gene Ontology annotation, molecular function: nucleosome binding; DNA binding. The transcript is spliced from 13 exons. The record is from RefSeq and is a predicted model, not a curated record.
GAUGUCAGUUCUGAAGUGAUUUCAGCACAACCGCAACCUCGCAGUUUUACGAGCUCUUUGGAAAAAGCGAGUUAGUGUCACUUCGGCGAGUUAUUCUGCAUAAUUUCCCCUGUAGCUUCCAGCUGUGUGUAUGAUACGCUGAGUUUUGUCAGUUUUGCACUGCGCAGGGACUUGAAACGGCCAGCAGAGCGGAUAAAUCUGCUGUUCGCUCUCGCUGCUAUAACGACGCGAGCUGUUCGGGACCUCCGACCGAACAGAGCCGGAGCGCGACUUCAGAACCGCAGUCAAAGCGCUGUAAGCCGCACCGAUGGGUGCGCACAGGAACGAGGGCCGCAGAGACUGGCUCCAGCAGGACGUCGCCGAGCAGGACGUGGCUGAGCAGCAGGUUCAGUCCGUGAACCCAUGGAACAUCAUGAUCAAGCACAGACAAGUUCACCGCAGGGGUCGACGCUCACAGAUGACCGUGAGUUACACAGAUCCUGUUAUUUCUAUGGACCUCCUUCGGAAGGUUCUGCAGCCCAGCUUCAAUGAGGACAUUCUGGCCGUCUUCAGAAAAUAUAUGAAGUUUUUUGAAAAGGCAGCCAGCAAUGUCAAAGAGAACGUGGGAGAAGAUGUACAAACGGAUCAUCUUAUCAGGGAGGCUUGUCGAAACUGCUUGGAACAUGCAAAACAGCUUUUUCCAGAAGCAGAGAAAACUCCCCAAAGACCUGUUUUCGAUGCCUCAGUGAAGCGCUCACGGCAGAUGGAGGAUGAAUCAAGUCAAAGAGGCAGCCCAAUCCCAAAAAAGAGAAAGGGACGUCCCCCUGGGCAAGUUAUAUCUUAUGACAGAACUAUACAGUACAGCACUCCUGUAAAAUUCUCCUACAGGAUAAAGCCAAAGACAUCUGAGCCCAUAAAGCGAGAAGGACCAAAGUGGGAUCCCGCCAGGUUGAAUGAGAAAAGCACGUUUGUUUUGGGAUCCAGAGCGAACAAGGCUUUAGGGAUGGGUGGCACCAGAGGAAGGAUCUACAUUAAACAUGCAGACCUCUUCAAGUACGCUGCUGAUGCUCAGGACAAACACUGGCUUGCAGAGCGGCAGCACAUGAGAGCCACAGGUGGAAAGAUGGCAUAUCUGUUAAUCGAAGAGGACAUCAAAGAGCUUGCUUUAAGUGAAGAAUACAAAGACUGCCCUGACUUGAGGCUGGAUGAGCUGAAACCAUUCGGGGUGCCGAUAUGGAUGGUAGAGAAGAUGCAGAAGGCAAUGGAAUCUCAGAGGUCUGAGAAAGACUAGAAGAAUGAGAGCCCAGCACAUUUUAGGUUAUACGUUCUUUUCUGGGAUCAGUUCCCUCUCGUCUGUAUAGUAUGACUUAUUUUAAGUCAUAAUUAUAAUCAUAUUGAAUAAAAACGAGAGGAAACUGAUAGAGAAUUUUGAUAGAUACAUUUCCUAAUGUCACAAAAAAUAUCAACCUUUUAAACCACAAUAGAAGUCACUGGACCAUUGCACUUGACCACAGUGCAUUAUUGCAUUAUUUUUGAUUUCCGUUUGUGGUUUUCGUUAUUGACUCUGGCCUUACAAUCAAGCUUAGGAAUUUGUUGCUUACCCUCAUGCUGGAAAAAGUGUGAACUGUAAGAUGUUCACCAGUUUUGUUUUCAUAAACCAGUAUUUAUAGAGAUAAUGUUAGACUGAAACAGUUUAGAUGUUUGUCUUCCUUUUUUCUUUUAUCAGCAAAAUACCUUUUUGUAUGAGAAAAUAUCUGCAUAUGUGUAAACUCAGUGGUACUGCGAGUGCUUUCUUCUGUGAUUUUGGCUUUUUUUAUUUUCCUUUUAUUUUUUUAUUGGCUUUUUUUAUUUUCCUCUUUAAAGGACUUUUUCAGUGUUUUUUCUGAAUUUCUGCAUAAUUCAGUGGGCGAGAUAUAAACUUGGUUCAUUCUUUAUUCAGAGUGGUUUGAUGUGAAAUGGUUGAUUGUGGAGACUGAGAUUUCCAUACAGUGGUGGUGAUGGGAACCAGGCGUUACGAUGUCUGCAGCACAAAUAUUAUCCAUUUUAUUUACUAUCCAAAACAUGUGAACCUACACGUGUCUUCUGAACUUUUCUAUGUAAUGGUGAUGAUUGUGAAAUAGUCCAAAAAAAUAAGCUUUAUAUAUGUGUAUAUGUAUGUGUGUGUGUGUGUAUGUGUAAGUAUAUGUAUAUAUACACAGACACACACACACACACACACACAUAUAUACAUAUAUAUGUAUGUAUGUAUAUGUGUGUUUUAGGUGAACAAUUUAUUUAACAACUUCUGUAAGAGCUUUUAGAGGCACAUGUCUGAUUCCUGUCACCACCAGUAAUUCUGUUGGGUGUCUCUGGAACAGGGUAUUUUACACCAAACCACUCUGAAUGUUUAUAUCUAUACCAUUUAAUUAUAUGGAAAUUUUGAAAAACUGGUGGAACACUCCUUUAAGUUUAUACCUUGUUAAUAUUUUUUUUUUUUUUUUAACACAGUGCUGGAACAUUUUUUACUUAUCAAAGGGAAUUCAUUCAUUUUGUCUAUAAUUUCUCUUUUUCACCUUUUUAUUUACUGUUUAAUACUCCAAAAAAAAGGAAAUUCUUCUAUUCAAGCUACAAAGGUAUUGUAGUAUGCCAUGUGCAGUGUAGCACAGUACACAUUUAAAAGGUGGCUCUUCAAGAGUUCUUAAGUAAAGGCAAUGGUUCUAUAUAGAACCAUGAGUUCUAUAUGUAACCAUUUCAUGCUUAAAAGGUUCUUUGCAUGGUGAAAUGGUUCUUUACAUUGACUGAGAGUGUGUUGUAUAUGGUUCUAUAUAAAAUGUUUGUGCUAUUUGGCACCAAAAUCUGUUCUGUAGUUGCAGGUUCUGUAUAGAAUCGUUCAGCCUACAACACAUUCUCCAUCCGUUUCACCGUGCAGACAACUAUUUAAGAAUGAAGUGGUUUUAUACAGAACUCAUGGUUUUGAAUGGGACCGUUGCGUCUACUAAAGACUCCUUGUAGAACCAUCUUUAAACGUGUACUUACUGUAAUUAUUUUAUGGGUAAAUGAGAAAAACGGGUUUUACAGUGAGGAAAGAAAGAAAUACUGUACGUUGUUUAAAAAAAUCUGUUACACUUUACAUUGAAACAGAAAAAAAAUAUCAGUUUAUUUCCUAAACAAUAAAUAAUGUU